AUGUCAUUCGGCAUAUCCCCCGCCAACACUUCCUACCCUGGCUCAUUGGGAAAGGUUCUGAGCGGCAAAUAUUUGGGACGUGACCUCAGCAACACUGCGACGAACAUAACCCACUAA
Molecule: messenger RNA, 117 nt
Organism: Ramularia collo-cygni
Lineage: Eukaryota; Fungi; Ascomycota; Dothideomycetes; Mycosphaerellales; Mycosphaerellaceae
Exons: 2
Coding region: 1-117 (38 amino acids)
Source: RefSeq, a predicted model, not a curated record